This is a messenger RNA of Drosophila santomea, 2727 nucleotides long. RefSeq lists its product as uncharacterized. The record is from RefSeq and is a predicted model, not a curated record. The transcript has 2 exons. Lineage: Eukaryota; Metazoa; Arthropoda; Insecta; Diptera; Drosophilidae. The coding region runs from base 1 to 2727 and encodes 908 amino acids. Gene Ontology annotation, molecular function: nucleic acid binding.
AUGAGUCCCGUGAGCCAUCCACAGUUAAACACUCCGCAUUAUUAUAUUCCGCACCACUGCGUGCUCAAGCCUAAUAGCACAUCAACAAAGCUCAGAGUGGUUUUUGACGCAUCUUGCAAGACGACGUCCCAGAAAUCGCUCAACGACAUUCUGAUGGUCGGACCGACCAUUCAGCGAGAUCUUUAUACACUACUGCGUUUUCGGAUACAUCGCUAUGCCAUCACUGCUGAUGUGGUCAAGAUGUUCCGCCAAGUCAACAUGUUUGCCGAGGAUCGCAGAUUCCAAUACAUUCUUUGGAGAACGUCGCCAUCGCAACCAUUGAGCACCUUCGAAUUGAAUACUGUAACUUAUGGCACAGCGGCUGCACUGUAUCUAGCCAUACGCAGUUUGUCAUAUCUAGCCGACAAAUUCAUGGACAAAUUGGAGAUUGGAGCUAAAUUGGAGCAGCUACAUCAAAUCAAAAGGGAAGUUACAGCGAUUCUACAGGAUGGCCAAUUAGAACUCGCAAAAUGGCAUUCAAAUCACUGCAAGUUUGUCGAUAACGCUACAGUCAAACAUUUGCAGUUGGACGACGAGAUGCUAACCAGCACGCUUGGCCUAAAAUGGGACCAAGUACGGGACACAUUCAUGUUCUCGUUCUCGCCAAGAUUCGAUUCGGACCACGUCACCAAGCGCUCGAUUUUGUCCAUAGCCUCUUCGCUGUUUGAUCCGUUGGGAUUAGUUACUCCCAUCAUCAUAGUGGCAAAAAUUAUCCUCCAGGAGCUGUGGCUCCUAAAACUACAUUGGAACGAGUCAGUACCCCAAGGCAUUCAUACAGCUUGGAUGUCCCUGCUUGCAUCGCUUUCGUCGUUGGAGUCUGUAGCAAUACCACGAUAUUGCCUCCAAUCAGCGAUACAUACCUUUCAAAUACACGGCUUUUGUGACGCCUCCAUUCGAGCGUAUGGAUGCUGCAUCUACGCUCGCACAAUCGGAUCAGAUGGGCUGACCAAGAAAGCCGACUUCGUUCUACAUUGGAAUCUCCAACACUCGGCCACCUUAUCAACCUUUGUCGGCAAUCGAAUUGCCGAAAUUCAAGAACUCACGUCAGAUUGCCACUGGAGACAUGUUCCUACUCACUGCAACCCGGCUGAUAUCUUGUCCAGGGGCUGCACUAUCACCGAGUUGGAACAAUCGAUAUGGUUCGAGGGACCAGAGUUCCUAGGCCAAGAUCAUCAACAUUGGCCAAAGGACAGUCGAGACAACAGUGACAUUGAUAUGGAAACUGUCCAACUGGAGAAGAGAAAAUCAGCCUUUGCCGUACACACGACUAGUAAUCAACUGCUUGAAGGAAUCUACAAGAUCAGUUCGCAUCAUCGCUGCCUACUAGUUAUCGCUUGGAUGUACAGAUUUACUCAGCGCUGCCGUAAACUAACGCCAUUCCAAUCACCUUCGCCGACGCCAGCAGAACUGAUGCGGGCGCUACAUUGCAUCGUCUGGAAUAUUCAAACUAUUCACUUCGCUCAAGAGAUGUCCUCGGUCCUGAAGGGCCAUCCGAUUCGCACUAACCUUAAAAAUCCUAGUCUCUUCCUCCAGGUUACAGAUGGCUUCCAAAUGCUAAAGGUCGGAGGGCGCCUGGAGCUAGCAGACUACCCAGAAACCCAAAAGCAUCCUGUGCUGCUCCCAGCUAAGGAUCCAUUUGUGUCACAGUUCGCUCGCCAUCUUCAUCUACAGAACUAUCACGCCGGGCCACGGACGCUCGUCGCUUUAAUUAGAAAACAGUUCUGGAUAGUGAAUGCAAGGGACUUGGCGCGACAAGUCGUUCGCUCAUGUAUACAUUGUCGCCGCUAUCGACCAACUCUCGAAAGGCAGCUAAUGGGCCAACUGCCUAAAGAGCGGAUCACACCAUCUAGACCAUUUUCAAGAUGCGGAAUAGACUUUUGCGGACCAAUCAACGUCUAUUUGCGCAUCCGGGGUAAGCCGCCUACCAAGGCCUACCUAGCCGUCUUCGUUUGCUUUGCCACGAAGGCGAUACAUGUCGAAGUGGUAUCGGAUCUCACGACGGAUAGCUUCAUUGCAUCACUAAAGCUCGAAUCGUUGAAGCAGUUUCUGUUUAAAGACGAAACAACAAAAACAAUCCACUAUUUCUGUCGCUCAGAGUUCAUUAACUUCCACUUUAUUCCACCCAGGGCUCCACACUUCGGGGGCAUAUGGGAAGCUGCAGUAAAAAGUGUCAAGGGACUACUCAAUCGCACUCUUCGAGACACCAGGUUAACCUUCGAGGAGUUAGCCACUGCAGCUGCUGACGUCGAGGCGAUCCUGAACUCUCGCCCGUUAACGCCGCUCUCAGCAGACCCAAACGACCUGGCCGCUCUCACGCCUGGCCACUUCUUAGUGGGUGACGCACUCCGAGCACUACCGGAACUUCCACCAAUCGACGACAACCUGGACAAGUUGGAUCGAUGGAAAAGGGUCAGCGCACUCAAACAUCACAUCUGGAGUCGCUGGAGCCACGAGUACAUCAACGAGCUCCAAGUUCGCACAACCUGGACGAAGACUUCACCAAAUUUGGCUGUCAACGACAUGGUUAUCGAUCACGAGGAUAAUCUUCCCCCACAACGGUGGCUUCUUGGGCGCAUAGUCAGCACGAUCGCAGGAGUGGACAACAUCGUGCGUGUAGCCGACGUACGCACUGCCAAGGGAAUCAUCCGCCGCCCUAUACGGAAACUCGCCUUAUUACCUGUCUCUUGA